Messenger RNA from Pungitius pungitius (ninespine stickleback), 1743 nucleotides. Its product is annotated as papilin. The transcript is spliced from 9 exons. Gene Ontology annotation, biological process: cell-cell adhesion. Gene Ontology annotation, molecular function: serine-type endopeptidase inhibitor activity. Lineage: Eukaryota; Metazoa; Chordata; Actinopteri; Perciformes; Gasterosteidae. The record is from RefSeq and is a predicted model, not a curated record. The annotation marks the transcript as partial.
UGGUACGGGGGUUGCCACGGCAACAGCAACAACUUCCUGACCCGGGCGGAGUGCCAGCGGGGCUGCCCGGGACCGGCCCCGAGAAGAGAGUCCGACGCCGGCGCCGGGGCCGCGCCUGAGGGGUCGACAGGCGGGGGCUCACGCAGCGGGGGGAGGGUCUUCACAGUCCAGGGGGGAUCGAGCGGCAGGCGGGCCGCGAGCGCCGCCGACCACGCCCACAGAGCCCGAGAGCUGCUCCGCCCCCGCCGACCACCCCCCGCCAACGCUGCUCAGCACGCCGGCCCCGCGGCGAGUCUGACCCUCGGCCAGGUGGCCAUCGACAAGUCUGACCCGUCCACGGUGGAGGCCCUGGUGGGCCAGACAGCCGUGCUGCCCUGCAGGGUCAGCCCGCCGCCGUCGUCCACCGUGACUGUGGAGUGGCGAAGAGACGGCGUCCCCCUGUCCACUCACAGGCAUCGCCGGCAGCCCAACGGGUCCCUGCUGGUCGGUCCCCUCUCUCGGCUGGACUCGGGCUGGUUCCUGUGCGUGGCCGCUCGCGAACGGGAGCGAGACCACCGCUACGUUCACCUGUCCGUCUCAGUGGGAUCUCAGCAGCUUCCUGCUUCACUGCCCACAGACGGUCCUUUCCCUCGCUUCAGCAUCGAGCGGUCGGGCCCGUCCUCGCUGGAGACGCGGGCCGGACGGACCGCCACGCUGUCCUGCACCAUCGUCCCUCCGUCGGCCCUCCGCUCCGUCAGCGUCCAGUGGAGUAAAGAUGGACACUCGCUCACUGGCUCCAGGUUCACCCAACAUUCAGACGGCGCCCUGACCAUCGGCUCCCUGAGGUCCACGGACUCCGGCGUCUACACCUGCACGGCCUCCUCGCAGCAGCAGCUGGAGCAGCGGCUGCUGCGGCUCAUGGUCCAAGCAGACCUGAAGAUCACCACGGCUCCCAAUAACAUCCAGGUGCCCGAAGGCGGCACGGCGCUGCUCCCCUGCGUGGUGUCAGGAGACAACGUCAACAUAGGCUGGUCCAGAAACGGCGUCCCGGUGCGUCCGGACGGACGUAACGUCCAGACGUCGGCUGACGGCAGCCUGAUCCUGAGCGACGUCAAGCCUUCGGACGAGGGCACGUACACCUGUAACGCUUACACCGGCAUCUACUCCGUGAGCGCCACGGCCGACGUCAGAGUCGUCAAAGCCGCCGAAGGUGACGACGUGCCGCCGGAUUGCGUGGACCAGCCCGAGCUCGCCAACUGCCGGCUGAUCGUUUAUGCCCGACUUUGCUCCAACGCGUACUACUCCAGCUUCUGCUGCGCCAGCUGCGCGCGCCACGCGGCGCAGAGGAGCCGCAGGCUCGCCCGCCCGGGCUGAAAGGUUCCGGUUCAGGGUUCUGUCUCUGUUCUGGAUGACUGCGAGGGGGACGACGGAGGCCUCGUCCUCGAGGCGUUUGACGCUGAAGCUUCCAAACGCUGAACUUUUGCCAAAAGUCUUCAAAGGUCUUUCCGUGUUCCUCCUCCGCAACGUCUAUAAAAUAAGUUAUUUUCUCUUGGGAUUCACUGUGCGUGUUCUCUGUUUUCUAGAGAAUUAUUGUGCUUGUACGUCAUUGGAAGGAUUUAACACUUAAAUCCAGUGAAAUUAAACUGUUUUGACCACUGCUCUGUUUUUAAUGAAUAUGUUUGUCAUUUCACUGAUAAAAACACCUGUAUUUUCUCUUUGUUGUGUUUAUUUCUAUGUAAUUAUUUGAUAUUAAAAUAAUAUUUU